Aspergillus japonicus CBS 114.51 is the source of this 1488-nucleotide messenger RNA. Its product is annotated as aminotransferase-like domain-containing protein. The transcript has 3 exons. Gene Ontology annotation, molecular function: pyridoxal phosphate binding; L-2-aminoadipate:2-oxoglutarate transaminase activity; aromatic-amino-acid:2-oxoglutarate transaminase activity. Gene Ontology annotation, biological process: L-tyrosine biosynthetic process; aromatic amino acid catabolic process. NCBI's taxonomy places the organism in Eukaryota, Fungi, Ascomycota, Eurotiomycetes, Eurotiales, Aspergillaceae. The record is from RefSeq and is a predicted model, not a curated record. The coding region runs from base 1 to 1488 and encodes 495 amino acids.
AUGCCGCCUCUGCAGCCUGCCUCCAUCACGGCUCUCCGGACGCAGUCGGAGCCCUUAUCGUUCGCCAUUGCCCCCGCCAUUUCCUCGGAUGCCUUCAAAUCAGCCCACACACGCGAUCUCCCUCACGCAAAGCGAUGGGAUGACCAUUGGAGUAUCGAAAGCCGAGGCUUCGAAGGUUCAGCGUUGAAAAGGUCCGCGAUCCAGCCCAGUGACCGCAAGGUCAUCUCCCUGGGCACCGGACGACCCACAGCAGAUUACUAUCCAUGGGACUCUAUGACAACCGAGUCGAUGCCGCCGACGCUGGCCGGUAAGUCUUCCAGCCAUCAGACUACAAUAGACAAGUACACGGACACGUUCAAUCUAGCCAACGGCCUCAACUACGGCAGCGGGAUAGGCUCCCCUCAUCUACUCCGAUUCGUCACAGAACACGUGGAGAUGAUGCAUCAACCGCGGUACUCAGACUGGGCUGUAUGUCUUUCGUGCGGCUCUACAUCUGCCCUUGACAUCAUAUACCGUAUCUUCUGCAACCGAGGAGACACCAUUCUCACCGAGUGUUAUACCUACCCUGGCGCCGUGGAAGGAGCAGGCCUGCAGGGUAUUCAAGUUCAGGGCGUGUGUAUGGAUUCAGAAGGACUGCACCCGGAUGGCUUAGACGACAUAUUACGAAACUGGGAUACCUCUCUAGCUUCAAAGCCCCGUGUCCUAUACACGAUUCCCACCGGGCAAAACCCCACUGGGGUCACUCAGAGUGUGGCUAGACGGGAACAGAUCUAUCAGAUUGCGGAAACGCACGACCUGAUGAUCAUCGAAGAUGACCCAUACUACUAUCUACGUCUGGGCAUGCAGUCUGAUGACAAACCUGAUGGGCAAGGUAAUGGGGGUGAUAGCGUGCUCACCGCGAUCGACAGGUUUCAGGCGCAGGCAGUCCCGUCAUAUCUCUCGAUCGAUCGAUCCGGUCGCGUCGUCCGCUUAGACUCAACAUCCAAGAUUCUGGCGCCUGGACUCCGUGCCGGGUGGGUGACAGCAUCAUCGCAGGUCAUCAACAAGUUCGUGCUCAUGCUCUGGAAGUUGCUCGAUGAGACGUGGGGUCAUGAAGGCUUUUUAUUGUGGUUGUCUGACCUCUCACGGCGGUAUCAGUCGCGUCGUGAUAUUUUGUUGCGGGCAUGCGAGAAGUAUCUUCCUCGCGGACUUGUGUCUUGGAAUUGUCCCCAAUAUGGGAUGUUUCUUUGGCUGGAGCUGGAUUACCGCCAGCAUCCUCUGCUUCGCCACCAUACGACAAUCCAAUCUGAUGUGAAGACUUUCCUGGUCCAGGUGGAAAGUCGGAUUGUGUUGAAGGCUCUGGAACACGGGGUGCAGGUCACGAAGGGGUCAUUAUUCUCGCCUAGCCCAGAGUGCCGACGUAUGCUCUAUAUCCGAUUGACUGAAGGCGUCAAGCUUUUGUCAGAUGUAUUGCGGGAGGAGUUUUCGUUGGAAGCCGAUAUGGUGUAG